Messenger RNA from Megalopta genalis, 3086 nucleotides. Its product is annotated as mRNA-capping-enzyme. Gene Ontology annotation, biological process: endoplasmic reticulum unfolded protein response. The record is from RefSeq and is a predicted model, not a curated record. NCBI's taxonomy places the organism in Eukaryota, Metazoa, Arthropoda, Insecta, Hymenoptera, Halictidae. Gene Ontology annotation, molecular function: protein binding. Gene Ontology annotation, cellular component: endoplasmic reticulum.
UCGAUAGUCGCAAAGCGGUAAUGGCGUACGGUGGACGCCAGUAACAGCUGUUCUGGUGUUUCGGGUUCUUGGUGUAGCGUCGUGUUUGCAGAAUCUUUUUCCCGUAUCAAGAGAUCUGGAUCUACUUGAUUGAUAGAAGAUCGUUCGGUCUUCUAUAAGAAAGAAGAAAAUGUCGAACUACAACGGCAACAAGGGCCUGAUUCCGCCGCGAUGGCUCCACUGUCCACGGAAAGCCAUCAAAUUGGUUCAGAACAAAUUUCUGGCUUUCAAAACGCCGUUGUCGUCGGCAUUCAAUAGUCAGGUGGCGGAAGAAUUUCGGUUCACGCUGGACAUGCUGUUCGCCUUCUUAAAGAGCCAGAAACUGAAGCUGGGCUUAUGGAUCGAUCUAACCAACACCACGCGAUUCUAUGACAAGGAAUGUUUAGAGAAGUAUGGCUGUAAAUAUUUGAAGCUGCAAUGCAGAGGUCAUGGUGAAACUCCUUCCGUAGAGCAGACAAAAACUUUUGUGCAAGUCUGUAAGAAUUUCAUAUCCCACAAUCCAUUGGAGAUCAUCGGCGUACAUUGUACUCAUGGUUUCAACAGAACUGGCUUCCUUAUCAUUAGUUACUUAGUCGAAACCGACGGUACCAGCGUCGAUGCUGGCUUGGUCGAAUUUUCCACAGCCAGACCGCCGGGUAUUUAUAAGGCAGAUUACAUUCAAGAACUGUACAGGAGAUACGACGACGUGGAGGAUGCUCCGGAUCCUCCUCCACGACCAUCGUGGUGUUUAGAGUAUGACGAUUCCAAUGUAGAAGAUACAGACGAAGGUCCUAGCACAAAAAUCGAUACACCCGUAAGAAAAAGGAGACGCGAAUUUCAUAAUAAGAAUCCUAUCUUCAUGGCUGGUGUACCCGGCGUUGUACCAAUAAUGGAUGAAAGGAAAUAUAGUGUGGUACAAAGGCGAGUUCAACAAAUAUGUUCAUGGGAAUCGUCAGGAUUCCCAGGUUCCCAACCAGUUUCUAUGAGCGAAGAGAAUAUUAGAUUAUUGCACGAAAAACCAUAUAUGGUAUCUUGGAAAGCGGAUGGGACCAGAUAUAUGAUGUUGAUACAAGAAAACGGAGAAAUUUAUUUUAUAGAUAGGGACAAUAGCGUGUUUCAAGUCAGUGGAUUAUCAUUUCCGCACCUCACAGAUGUAGGGAGGAAUCUUAAAGACACUUUGUUGGAUGGUGAAAUGGUGAUCGAUAAGCAGGUAAACGGCGUACAGAUCCCAAGAUACUUAGUUUACGACGUGAUCAUGUACGAUGGAAAGGACGUGAGCCAUUUACCGUAUCAUCCUAAUCGUUACUGUAACAUUGAAAAGGAUAUUAUGGGCAGCAGGCACAAAGCUAUGAGAGAAGGAAGACUGCAUAAAGAGACAGAACCGUUUGCUGUACGUUUAAAGUCCUUUUGGGAUGUCAAGAAGGCCUCUAGGCUCCUAAGCGAGGAAUUUGCCAAGCAACUCGGCCAUGAGCCAGAUGGUUUAAUAUUUCAACCAUCCAAGGAACCGUAUUGUCCAGGUGUUUCUUCCGAAGUCUUGAAGUGGAAACCUUUAUCGCUAAACUCAGUAGACUUCCGAUUGAAAAUAAGCACGGAAUCUGGUGUAGGAAUCGUUUCCAAGAAGAUUGGAUGCCUAUACGUAGGAGGAUUGAAUGUGCCGUUCGGUAAAAUGAAGUUCACCAAAGAGAUAAAGAACUUGAACAACGCGAUCAUAGAGUGUAAACUCGAGAAGGGCCAAUGGGUUUUCAUGCGCGAGAGAACAGACAAAUCGUUCCCGAAUUCAAAAAGCACGGCCGAGUCCGUGUUCAAAAGUAUCAAUAAACCGAUCACGACCGAACGACUGUUAAACUACAUCGAGGAGCACGCAUUCUUACAGAACGACUCCGAUCUCAUGCCACCACCGAAUAAAAGAAGACGAGCAUACAGAACCGUGUUACUUUGGUGUACGAAAGAACUUACAGUGAAAGAGAAGAGAUCACUGCGCGUGAACAUCGAAUUCGAUUAUGCAACGUUGAUCCGCUGGUCACCAGAUGGCAAGGCUUUUAUUAUUCAUAAGGGUGUUGCGAACACUAUCGAGGUAUACAAGAUUUCAAAGAAGUCAGACGGAACGUUGGCUUCAGCGACAAAGGCUUUAGAGUUUCCGAAGAAACAUACAGAGGAUAUUGUUGGCAUGGACAUCGCGUGCACAGGAAAGUACAUCAUCACAUGCAGCAAAGCAAAUGAUCUGGUAAUAUGGGAUCUCAAGGGUCAGAUCCUUGCAACAAUAGAACUAUACCUGGGAUCCACCUAUAAAGCACGUGUGUCACCUUGUGGACGUUUCGUUGCAGCUUCAGGAUUCACACCAGACGUGAACGUGUUCGAAGUGAUAUUCACAAAAACGGGUGACUUCAAGCAAGUCUCGAAGGCCUUCGAUCUCGCUGGUCAUUCAUCCGGAAUAUUCGAUUUCAACUUCAGUGCCGACAGCAGUCAUAUGACUACCGUCUCAAAGGACGGGACCUAUCGCUUGUACAACACGAAAAUUGAAUUUGAAAAGGGGGAGGAUCCACGUAUACUUUUGUCUGGACCAUGGGACAGCGCAUCAACAGCUAGGAUCGCGCUUUCACCAAACACAGAAGUGCUGGUAAUAGCCCAUGGAUCUUCGUUAAGUUUUUAUUCAACGAUUACUGGUGCUCUAGACAGUACAAUAGAAGAUAUUUUCCUCGGUCCUAUUACGUGUCUGGCCUUUGAUGCUCUAGGCGAAUACGUCUUGGUUGCCGGCGACAAACACAUAAAAGUCUUCCGCAAUAUAACCGGUUAUCGGGCGGCCAUCGAAUCGGCGAAACGCAAGCUGACGCAAAAGCAAACGUCCGCCACGAGGGAACGCUUAGAGAAACUCGUCGUCGACAAUCGGAAGUUCCUCGAGGCGAUGCAAGAGAAGUGUCCUUAAUGAUCCGAUCGCGGAGUUUUUUUCAUUCUACAAUGAUGAAUAUUGAAACGCAGAUUGCAUUUGAAUGUUGCAUUUGUUCUGCGCAAAGAAAAAUCCAUUUAUAACAUAAUUUUUUAAUGUACUUGAAUAAAGGGGUUCAUAUGAA